AGUUACGACUGGAAGGUGGACGACCAUAUCAGUGAAUUGUAGGACAUUUUCAGCCUAAAAAGCUUUAUUAGGAUAUGUAUUUUCCUGCUCAGUAGGCUUGUAUUUAUUGUAUUGUUCUGGGCUUUGUGCUGCGUGUUUAUACAAAGUUAGCUAACUUGUGUGUUUUUGAUUGAUUAGUCGGCGCGCAUUAUCAGCUCAUUGAUGGCUCUGAUAGUGACCGAUCAGAGCUGCAAACUGAACGGGACCUCGGCGAUUUACGGCCGAGCUGGACCAAGAAAAGAAGUGUAUCAAGGCAACACGGAGGGCUUUAGAGCCGCAAAAGUGCACCCUAAAGAGCCGGACUAUUCAACAGAUGGCCUGCCCAAAGCCUUCCUGCACAGUCUGAGGACCCUGUUUGACAUUUUGGAUGAUAGUGGUAGAGGCUAUGUCCACAUUUCAGAGAUAGAGACCCGCUGGCAGGGGGCAGACACCCGGGACCUGCCCGGCGGGGUGCUCAGCUGCCUCCGGAGGGUCACCCCACCGCAUGGCUGCCUCACCUUUGAGCGGUUCGUCGCGGGGCUGCGCUACUCCAUGCUCAACCCGGAGCACAGCGCCCACUUCAAGGCCCACGCCGCCGUGCACCCACAGCAGGCUCCGCAGCAGAAGCCCGCCCCGCUGUCCACAUGCAGCGUGGGGACUCGGGUGGAGAACAAGGUCCGUCCGCUGGGGCCGAGCAACGGGACCAACACCCUGCAGCACCGGACCUCCUCCCUGCAGAGCCGGGCCAGGCUGGAGGAGGCGCCCGGGUACCCGGCGUGUGGACCGGUGCGGUACCCAGCGGUCUUUGAGAGGCCCGUUCGGGGUUUGGAGCAGAACCCAGGGGCUCCGGCGGCCGGGGGUUACCGGGCCGAACCGAGCCAUGCCCCCAAACCCACACAGCCGCAGCAGAGCCGGGUCAGGUCCAUUGAGUCUCUCGCUCUGGAGUCGCCGCAGCUACAAGGAUCAAGUGUUGGGAAAUCAGGUCUACCAAGAUCCCAGAGCGAAUCAGCAUCAGGAUUUACCGGCGUCUCCAGGCGACAUGGGCGAGGUCGGGAUGAGCAGAGGAGGCAUACCAUAUCCAACGGAGUGGAUUACGGAAUGUUGAAGCAAAUGAAAGAGCUGGAGCAGGAGAAGGACUCUCUGCUGGCGGGCCUGGAGGUGGUGGAGCGGGCCCGAGACUGGUACCAGGGCCAAAUCCACAAUGUGACCGAGAGGCAGAGGCAGGUCGGCCAGAACUCCCACUGCACGGAUUUCUUCACAGAAGCUAAUCAGAGUCGCAUGAAUGUCCUAAUACCCAAAUUGCAAGAAGUCAACCGCUGCCUUAAUGACCUUAUUUCCUGCUCUGGGAUGCAGUCAUUUCCCUCCAACGCUGCUCAGACUGCCGCUAACCCGCAGCCACCGGUUCCAGCUCCCCCACAAGCCAUCCUGAGACUGAAGGACCAGAACCGACUCCUCACGCAGGAGGUGACGGAGAGGAGCGAGCGCAUCACACAGCUGGAGCAGGAGAAGUCGGCCUUGAUAAAACAGCUUUUUGAGGCCCGAGCCCGCAGUGCGCAGGACACCAGCACCAUGGACUCCACCUUCAUCUGAAAACAGAUACAUUCCACCUCAAACUAUAGCAUGUUAAGAACCAGCUAAGAAUUUCCAUGACGCUGGUCCCAAGCUACCUUUGAUAAGACUGUCAGCUGACUGUUGUUUACCCGCAGUGAUGCACCUUUUAGCCAUGCCACGCCCACACCCUGGACUGCAGCAUGCAACCACUCCACCCCAAACCAAACCAUGCACUACCUAGAUGUGAACACGCCGAGAAAACCUGACCCGAAUGACUUGAAUCAAGAUUUUUAUUCACUUCCUUUCCUGCAUUAAAGGUCCCAUGUCAUGCUUUUCUGGUUAUUACCCGUCCCCUUGUGUGUUAUAUAGCUUUUUAUGCAUGUAAA
This is a messenger RNA of Notothenia coriiceps (black rockcod), 1955 nucleotides long. It is a transcript of the gene sapcd2, whose product is annotated as suppressor APC domain containing 2. The record is from RefSeq and is a predicted model, not a curated record. The transcript has 6 exons. The coding region runs from base 202 to 1608 and encodes 468 amino acids. Lineage: Eukaryota; Metazoa; Chordata; Actinopteri; Perciformes; Nototheniidae.